This is a messenger RNA of Acytostelium subglobosum LB1, 1056 nucleotides long. RefSeq lists its product as hypothetical. Lineage: Eukaryota; Evosea; Eumycetozoa; Acytosteliales; Acytosteliaceae. Gene Ontology annotation, molecular function: nucleic acid binding; tRNA-intron lyase activity. Bases 1 to 1056 code for a protein of 351 amino acids. Gene Ontology annotation, cellular component: tRNA-intron endonuclease complex. The transcript has 2 exons. Gene Ontology annotation, biological process: tRNA-type intron splice site recognition and cleavage; tRNA splicing, via endonucleolytic cleavage and ligation. The record is from RefSeq and is a predicted model, not a curated record.
AUGUCUACAACUUCCACAACAACAUCUUCAAAUGACAACAACAACAACUACAAUGACUAUAAUAGGAAGAGGAGAUCCAAUGCAUUGGAUGCACUUAAUAACUUACCAACAACAGGUACAAUCAAACAUUACUAUGGUAUCUACAUUGGUUAUGCUGUGAAGAUAGUCGAUCAACAACAAUCAUUGGACUUAUACAACAGAGGCUGUUUUGGAAAGGGUAUACUCUCUCGUUCAAACCCAUCAUACAACAACAACAAUGGUGUAGGAGGAGGUACAAGUAGUGGCUUCCACAUCAAGACUGUCAGGAAUAGGGAGCAGACUACUGAUGAGGUGGAGCCGCCUCUCAAGGUACAGAGGAAUGAUGAUUGUGAAGACAACACAACAGUCUCAUCAUCAUUGUCAUACACUCAAUCCCAGUCUCAGUCACAAACAACAAUGAUUGAGUAUCUCCAACUCAGUCUAUAUGAAGCAUUCUACUUACUCUAUGCACUUGGAUGUCUUACAAUAUUGAGACAUCCCAUUGGUACUGAAGAGGUCAAUGUUGCAAAGGAUAGGAAGAGGAAAGUAAUGGUCGAGAUGUCGAUUGAUGAAUGUUGGAACAGGUUCAAUAUGGAGGACAACAAGUUCUUAGAACAUUACAUUGCUUAUCAUCAUUUCCGAUCGACUGGUUGGAUACCUCGCUCAGGUCUAAAGUAUGGCUGUGACUUUGUAUUAUACAAGAAGCGACCAGAGUUGGUACAUGCUCAAUAUCAAGUGAUUGUUCAAUUCGACGACAACAACGCCAACAACAACAGUGAUGAUGAUGAUGAUAAUGAUAUAAGUUGGGAGUACCUAAGUAGAAUGAAUAGAGUAUCAGAGUCUGUUGCCAAAGGAACUAUCAUAUGUAGAGUUAAAAGUAGAGGAGAUGGAGAUGACAACAUUGAAUCUGGAUCUGGUUCAUCAUCAUCAUCAACAUCAACAUUGUCAUCAUCAGUAUUGACCGAUCUAGAGUCAAACCGUUACUGUAUCAAUGUGUGGACAACCAAACGAUGGACUCCAUCCAGGACACGCUCAUGA